AUGGUCGGGCCUGAGCUGGCGCUUUGUUCGUCGCCAUCCUUUCCUCCCCUCCUCCUUCCCCUCCCCAUUUUCGCACCAUGGGUCUUCGCAGUUGCACGAUUGGACUACGGAGCAGGAUUUUCACGCUCUUCCCAACUCCACUUGACGUUCGCAAAGAGCAGCUUGCCUCCAUCCAACUCUACUCCCAACUUGCUCGUGAUUUUCUCCCUCGUUGCAUCCGAUGCAGGGUUUGCAGGCACCCAUGGGCUCAUGUUCAGCCACGCCAGCCUGACUGUGACCGAGCCGUUGCUCUUAUGCUAUCCGCCUGCAAGAGUAACCCGGCAAGCCGCGUUCAGCAAGCUCACAACCAGCAUCGAGAUCGCCACCUGUAAACACGUGUUCGACCACGGCCAAUUCAGGCUCUCGACACUCGUAGCGCCCUCUUUCCCCCGGUCUCCUUGCGCCGCCCAUUGA
Molecule: messenger RNA, 453 nt
Organism: Coniophora puteana RWD-64-598 SS2
Lineage: Eukaryota; Fungi; Basidiomycota; Agaricomycetes; Boletales; Coniophoraceae
Exons: 6
Coding region: 1-453 (150 amino acids)
Source: RefSeq, a predicted model, not a curated record